Messenger RNA from Symbiodinium sp. CCMP2592, 1754 nucleotides. The record is from the annotation of a GenBank genome assembly. NCBI's taxonomy places the organism in Eukaryota, Dinophyceae, Suessiales, Symbiodiniaceae.
AUGACCUGCUCUUGCCCAGAGGCAAUGUCUGGUGAAACCACCGUGGAUGCGUGGACCGUCGCUGGCUUCAAGGCCCGUGAACUGGCAGACCGGCCAACCGACAGCUGCUCCUUGGCCACCACAAGCGACGGCUGCUCGCCGGUCGCAGUGCCGGAGGUGCAGGCAGCAGGCUGCCAAUAUCGCAGGGAUCUGCUUCUGAGCUUCCGGUCCUUGCUGCCGACACAACCUGCUGGCUGCGCCUUGCCGUGGCUGGUGCCCACUGAGACGGUCUGGGAGCCCUGGUGGCGGACCCCGAAGCGGCGUACACGACGAGCGGAACCGAAGUUGCCGGAGGACGCGCCUGCAGGAAAUCCGGCGGAGGCGCAGGCGCAGGCUCCUGAACUGGUCCAGGAGGUGCUUCCAGAUCUUCCACAGCCAGCACCUGAGGACCAGGACUUCCUCGCGGCUUCGGUGCGCUCCAGGGGCCGUAAACCGCAGGCUGCCGUUCAGGCGGUAAGUACGGGUGAGUACUUAGCGGUGUCAAAGCCUGCCCCGACAGUGCAUGAUGCGCACUGCAAAGAGUCGGACGAGAGUGAGGUGAUCAGCUCGCCCUUGUCGGGAGAGGAGCCAUGGUCUGCGGCAGUGGACACUGCACCGAGGCAUUUCGAGAUCAGUCCACGUCGCAGAGCCGAGGCGGCCGAGGCGGAGGUCACCCGCCUCCAAGCUGAGCUUGAAGAGCUUCAAGGCACCCUCACCAGGGAACGAGCCCUGCGCGAUGAGGCGGAGGCCGCCCAGAGCCGAACAUCAAAACGUCUGAGCAGCGCAGAGGGGCGCGCUGCGCAGCUGGCAACGCAGCUUCAGCGAUGUAAAGUUGAAAGAGACGAACUCCGGCGCCAACUGCAUGAGAAGUCCGAGAUCCACGUGGAGCUUACACGGAAGCUUCGCAAAGUGCAGGAGGCCAAUCGCUCCCUGGACAGUGAGCUCAACAAGACGGAGGCGCUGCGCCUCGCCGCGCAGAAUCGCGCAGCAGCCGCGCAAGAGGCACGCGGACAAGCGGAGGCACUGCUUGAUUCUCUGCGGGAUCUGCUCCGGAACGUCGAUGAGGUUGACAAUGCCGAAGCUGCGGCCAGCCUCACAAAGCUCAAGGAGCAGUUGGAAGGCUUUGCCGCGGAGCCUCAACUUUCAGCUCCCAAAACCAAAGAUCCCGAGGCUGAGGAGGAGCUCCCUACUGCCGGUGGCCUGUUGCGCGAGUGGGCCUCUGUCUAUGACAACGCAGAGGAUUCUCGACGAGAUGCCCCUGCAGGCCCCGUGCUGCUGCAGCAGAGGAGCCCCAGCUGGAACAAGGCCACAAAGCCGCGAGAGGUUCCCAGCUCCUCACCACCCAGUGCACGGGGAGCUGGCGAGCAGCUGGCGCAGCUCUCACUGCGUGACCUCUCCGAGAUCAAAGCCUUGAAGAAGCCUCCUCCUCCAAUCCGCAUGCUGAUGGAGGUGUGCUGCCUGCUUUUCCACAUACAGCCAGUGAAGCACUUGGACGAGCAAUGCGUUCACCAUCGUUUACGGACCGACUACUGGGAGCCGGCUCGGCGGUAUCUGCUGUCGGACCCGUUUCUCCUUUCCAAACUUCGAUCUCACGGCAAGGACAUUGGGCCUUCUCAGCGAGCAAAGAUCAAGAAGUACUUCAAGGAUCCGGAGUUCAGUGCGGAGCGGAUGCUGAAGUGUUCCCGAGCCGCAUUCGAGCUCUACUGCUGUGUUUCGCGCUUGAUGGAGCUGGAUGA